Paramecium sonneborni is the source of this 1134-nucleotide messenger RNA. The record is from the annotation of a GenBank genome assembly. NCBI's taxonomy places the organism in Eukaryota, Ciliophora, Oligohymenophorea, Peniculida, Parameciidae.
UAAAAAUAUUAUGAACCCUUGCAGAAGCAUAUCAUAAGAAUUCUAAUUACCAGAUGAUUUUUUAAGUGUGUUUAAAUCCUACAUAGCAAUUACUUAAGGAGGAUAAGAUAAAAGAGUAACUCAAUCAUAAGUAAAUAUUUUUGCUACAAAUAUUCAUUCAUAAUAAAUGAAUGCUUAGAAAAAUAUUUAUAAUGACUUUGACAUUGCUUUUGCAGUAGGAAUGGUUUUCAAAAUUCUUGUAACUUAGAAAAUUGAAUUAUUAGAUUAUUUUUGUAAAUGACAUUAUUAAUAUUAUUUUAGGUACAUAUUAAUAAAAUAUGAAUGAGAAGUAAAAAUAUGCCUUUGAAUUGCUUAAAUUCACUACAUAUUAGCUUGAUAAAAGAGAUCCUUAACUCUAUUUAAAUACUUUGUUAGCAAAUAAACAUAUUCCUUACCAACUUUUAUAAGGAGAAGUCAACUUAUCUAAAAUAUAUUCUUUUGUUUAUUUGUGUGAUUUAGGCAGCUUUUUUAAAUAAUUUAGCAAUGGUUAAAUUUUCAAAUUUGUCUUUUGGCAAGGUUCUAAUAAAAUUAAUUUGAAAUAAGUGACAAAUGAAAUAGAUCUUUACUUUUAUUAGCCUUCUGCUUCAUUGUAUUUUUUAUUAUUAUCUUAGUCCAAUUAUUAUUUUACAAUAAUACGAUGAAGUUUAAUUAAUGUAUAAGAUUUUUGAAGAACAUUAAAUAUUCAUGACUCACAUUUCUAUAUAAUUAAUAUUAGAUGCAGUUUCUGGAAAAUUAUCAACAACUUCAGAAAAUUUAAAGUCUUAACCUUAUAAAUUUGAAUCAUUACAAAGUCUUGGGGGAGUUUUAUUCGCAGGAUAACCAAAUUGGCAAGAAAAAGUGGAAAAAUUUGCUAAAAUCUAAAACAUGUAAUUGUAUUUGAUUAUUUUAAGAGGGAACACUCUAGGAUUUUUGAUCAAUCCACAAGCUACAUUUGAAUUAGUAAAGAAAAGUUUGGAAGAAAGUUAAGAAUAAGAUGUUUAAUAAUAACAAAUGUAAGCUUAAGGUGCAAAUAAAACUUCUUUUGACCCUUUUGCUACACAAAUUCCAACAGAAAGUUAAGCCGUAAACAAUUUGAGAAAAACAAUUUCAUAUUGA